Suillus subaureus is the source of this 3621-nucleotide messenger RNA. RefSeq lists its product as uncharacterized. The transcript has 3 exons. NCBI's taxonomy places the organism in Eukaryota, Fungi, Basidiomycota, Agaricomycetes, Boletales, Suillaceae. The record is from RefSeq and is a predicted model, not a curated record. Bases 1 to 3621 code for a protein of 1206 amino acids.
AUGGCAGACUUGUCACCUGGUUUGGGCAUGAUAAGCACGCGCACGUCGCGGUCCUCGAUGUCAAGCAGUAUUAAUCCCCUCCCACUCAUGCGUCGCACAUCUGAUAGUAGUGCACCGUCAACGCCAUCCACACCGUCAAGCGUCCCAUCCUUUCGGGCUAUCCGCAACCUCCUCCCUUUUGGAAAUAGCAAACCAGCUUCGCCAGCUCAGCCACCGACACAAACAAAACAUCCAUUUCACUUUGCCUCUCUCCGUCGCUCCAGUGAUCGCAAACCUUCCUUUUCUUCUGCCCGCGACCAUCAACGUGAUCAGGACAAUCCUCCUGUCAUAUCUAUAUCACGUCUUGAUGCUGAAGAAUUUGGUGCGCACAAAAGGAGCUAUGAUCUUGUCCGCGUUGCUUCAGCCUCCGACAGUCUCCUUCCUUCACUCUCUACUGCUUCCCAGUCUCUUGAUGACGAGAUGUAUGUUCCCAUCCACCCAUGCCCUGCUGACCUUAGCACCAUCCUCGAAGCCGAAAACUCGGGUAUCUCGAAAUACAUCCCCUCCGCAAGUCCUUCCCCAUCUCCUUCCCCUACUUCGCCACACACUUUCUUUCCAUCCAAGGUCACAUUCUCCCCCCCGCCAUCUCACGGCACCUUUCCCAUUCCCAAAGACCGCUCUGCCUCUCAAACUUAUUGUGGCCCCUCCCCCACCGCUUCCAAUCUCGAUCUAUCCCUCUCAAAUUUAUCCGCUGAACUCCAUGACGCUCUAUCCCCCACUACUGCCGACGGUUGGUCCAGUGUUAUCGUGGUUGAAGAUGCAGACGUGGCGCCGCCACCAUCGGGAACGAAUCAUGGGUUUGACAGUGGGGGUUCGACUUCUUGUCUCCCUCAGAUAUCAGACCCAGACCCAGACGCGACCUUUGACUUCAGUGCGCUCGAUCCCGACCUUGCCGAGCUACUCAGUCCUCAUCGCGCGCCCAGAAAGGAGACGGGGGAAUCAGCCACCGAUAAAUUGGCACCAGGCAGGUUCAGUAUUGGACCAUACCGAGUGGCAGCUUCAACAGUUCCUCAAACACCUGGUCCUCGAUUAUACUCCGCGCCUCUAACUGAACGAUCUACUACACCUUUGUCAUCAGGAUGCUCUUCCGUCGAACCGCUACCACGAGAGCCUAUAACACCUCUAUCCCCGAGCAUACGAUCAUCAACAGUGCCCCAGUUAGAUGCACGAUCCCUAGUAUCGCUGGGCUCCAGAACGUCACAAGGAGUGGUACACUCUCCAGAACCUACGCAACUCCCAAUUUCCCGUCCUUCUAUGGACAUGCGUCGGUCACCGUCACAUUUGCCAAGGCUCGUGCGAAGUGUCACUUCUGCCUCUCCUUCCAUCGCUGUGAGUACGCCAGGCACAUCUGUGGAAACGGCCACGAGAACGCAGAGGCAUCAGCUUCCGUCUCCUUUAUCGGCUGGGCAGGUUACAGCGGAUACGGUGAUGCGAUCGACAUCGGACACUACGGGGUUGAGGGUAUCUUUGGACACAUGUGUCCCUCGCCCAUCGGUAAAUGUCAGCUUCAUGCCUCGCUCUUCUUCCGAUACCGGGUCGAAGAAUACUUGUGCUAUUCAGCACCCAAAGCAGCAGGGACACGUAUCCUCGUGUCCAAAUGGCAACGUUGUGCCCACCAGAGGGGCGCCGCCUUUGGUGCCCUGUAUCACUACAGCUCUUGUACCUACUUCUACCGCACCCCCCAGUCUUAGUGCGUCUCCCUCAACCGCGGUCACUUCCUCACCCUCCACUACCACUACCAGCACAAACCCAAGGACCCCCACAUCUAGCCCUCCCCCAACUACAAGCACCCCCCAUGACCCAGCCCAUAUCCGUCGCCGUCAUCAUCCCCACCUCUUUAUCAGCCGGAAGAGAAGCUUAAGUGUUGACGAACCCUCAUCCUUAUCUACUCGUGUUGAGAAUUCAGGAUCAAGCGCGAGCAAUCACCUCAAUAGUGCAAGGAGGUUUGGGCUUGGUGUAAAUAACGGAGUUGGAGAGAGGGCAGGCAGGGUCAAGCUCGCUUCCGGAGAAAACAGACUUGUGUCCUCCCCGCUCACCCGUAGCACGCAUAUACCAGGACCUCCAAUCAUGGAAUGGCUUGGUCCAAGGACUGCCAAAGCAUUUGCUGCUGCCGGGUUGUUCGACGGGGAAAGAGAGGAGGCUGGUGCAAGGUUCGAACGAGAGAGGGCAGGUGCCAGAGUCAAUCGAUUUGAGCAGGAUCGAGAAGGCGCAAGUUCAGUGCUGAGUCGGUUUGACCGUGACCGUGAAGGCGCUACUUCGGUGAUGAGCCGGUUGGAUCGUGAUCGUGAAACGUCUCUCGGCCGUUAUGAUAGGGAUCGUGACUAUUCGACUAUCAACCGCUAUACUUCCUUGCGGGACCAUGCCCCAUCGCGUGCGGCAUUUUCAGAAGCUGCGAGCACGUCUUCGUUUGGCACGAGGAGCGCGUGCACGACAGGGAAUGCUGGUACAGGAUGGAGCCCCAGCCCGACGUUCUCAAGCGCCGCGAGGACUGCAUUCUCAGGAAGUACAGCUCCUACGAGCGUAAGCAGCGGUGUGGGAUCGGGGAUUAGUGCUGGAGCUGGAGCUGGAGUUGGGAAUGCUGGAGUUGGGAAUGCAAUGGGAGCCAACGUCCGGACGCUUCAAGAAAAGCAUUGUCUCGAGACCUCCGCACUCCUGAAUGCCCUUGCAGAUUCCCAGGAGGCGUGCAGGAGACUGAGGGAGGAGAAUGGAGUGUUGAGAGAAAGAUUGAGGGUGUUAGAAGCCAUGGUGAAACAGGACAGAGAUGAUGUAGGCUUGGGCAGAGGCGUAGGACUUAGCGUGCUCAGCCAGGACGAGGAAGAUGGGUCCGAUAAAACACAUCGCUACGACCAAGACUUCGAGCGCUUGCCCCGAAAACACUUUGCUUCUCUCCGUGUCUCACCUGCUCAUCAAUCCCGAACACUCACACCUGUCCCUCGUAUGCCUCAUCUCGAACGAUCGCACUCCCAUCUCCUACAGCAUGACAGACACCAUACUGUAUCCGCUAAGGCGUCUUUCGAUUUCACAUCCGGACGGACCCCCUCCCCGUCGCGGUCCACGCAGUUCAGACUUCCUUCGCAGCAGACACAGUCCCAACCUACAUCUUCAUUGUCCAUUCAACCUCCUUCCCCGCAGAAGAGACAUCCAGAGAGACAAAGACGCGCGAGCACAUCCUCGAGCUUGUUCCCCGCUCCACCGCCUGAAAUGUCGAUGUUGAUGUUGGAGGAUGUGGGAUUAUCCAACGUGGUGAGCGAGUCACCGCCUUCUCCUGGCGGUUCCUCUCCUGUUGUUAAAAAAUUAGGGCAUAAACAUUCGCACUCGCAUUCCAUGAUUCCUCGUUCGCAUUCCUUCUAUGCCCCUCAAUCCUCUUACGCAAGUCAAUCUGUAUCAUUCACUUCCUUCGCAUCGACGGGAACAGCAGCUGCGAGCCCGAGCACCGCGACUUUCUCUAUGACAGAAGCUCCUGGGUCUCCACAUAGUCUACAAUUGCGCCCCGAACACGAGUUACACCUUGGGGAUAUGGCGAGUUUGAGUCUAUAUGCUAUGAGCGAUGGGGAGGGGGAUGAUGGGGAUGAGGAGGUAUGA